This is a messenger RNA of Dichotomopilus funicola, 1395 nucleotides long. RefSeq lists its product as uncharacterized. The transcript has a single exon. NCBI's taxonomy places the organism in Eukaryota, Fungi, Ascomycota, Sordariomycetes, Sordariales, Chaetomiaceae. Gene Ontology annotation, molecular function: oxidoreductase activity. The record is from RefSeq and is a predicted model, not a curated record. Bases 1 to 1395 code for a protein of 464 amino acids.
AUGUCAGCAGCACCCAUCCAACUCUCCUCCUCCCACCUCGGCCUCGUUAACGCCCACAACCAAAAUGUUCCCCCCGGCACCCUGGAAGAGUGCAACCGGCUCCUACAGCAAAACCACGAGACCUUCCACAUGUUCUUCCGCGACACCGCCGGACACAACCACAUCGUGCACAGCCUCCUGACCGUCCUCGCCCUCGGUGGCACGCCCCAGGACCUGCGCGACCGCUACGACGACGGCGUACCCAUCCAGCGGCCCCUCCCGGCUAUCAACACCGCCCUGCUCUCCACGCUGUUCACCACCGACACCAACACCGACACUGACACUGUUCUACUCGAAUCCCUCGGCUCUGUAGCGCACUACCCGACCUUCCUGGCCUUCUUCCAGCACCAGAUCGCCUCCUCUAACAAUAACUGGAAGGCCGUCGUGCAGCGGUAUCUCUUCGCGCGCACCCCGCUGGCCGACGCCCUGCUGGCACGCAUGUUCGAGGGCGCCUACCACCCGCUGAUCCAUCUCGGUCUGGGCAUCGAGUUUGCACAGCCUGCGCUGAUCGCCGAGGCGCUUGCGCAGGCGGCUGCGCAUGAUGAUAGCCACAUCGGGACGCUGUUUCGGCAUGCUGAGGCCGAGGCUGGGAUUGCGUACCCGAGCAACAGGGGAAAAGGAAAGGCGAUGAUGGAGUUGUUGAGAGAGGUUAGGGAAACAGAGGCGAUCCGGACGGCGCCGCGGUGGACUGACUUUGGAAACAAGAUGCGCGACGGGAUUGUCGGGCGCGCGGGCGAGGCUAUGGCCAGCGUGGCCGCACAGUUCCAGAUCCGGAUCCAAGACGAUGGCGAUGCCGAACUAGCCCGACGCACAGCCGAGAUGCUCAACGUGUGCGCCUUCAUGGCGGGUGCGGCCCAGCGCGCCGGACGCCCGCCCAAGAUCGACUUCUUCUACAUGCACGCCGUCACCAGCAGCCUGUUCGUCGACGUGAUUGCGCAGCAAACCGACUGGAUCUCCCUGGCCGACCGCGCCCGCGUCGUCGAGUGGAAGGCUCGGCUGGAUCUGGCGUGGUACGCUGUCUGCGGGAGCGCGGCGCUGGACGGGGAGUUUAUCGAGGGCUAUUCCCACCCGGAGAGCGAUGGGCUGGGCUGGGACGAGCUGUUUGCCGCCGUGGUGCAGGAGCAUGAUGAUGGCCAUGCGGCCAAGUUUCUGAGGGCGCUCAAGAAUGGGGAGGACAGGUGCAAGCGGUAUGCCGAGUUGGAACAGUGGGCUGGGGAUUUUCCCAUGAAGGGGGACAUGUGGCUGCGUCUCGCCAGGAUGUGCCAUGAUACGACUAAGGGCCGGCCGACGGAUCUCAAAUGGAUUCCGUUUACCGGGUUUGAGCAGCCGUGGGCUCGUCCUGAUCUGGCGAAAUAG